Ooceraea biroi (clonal raider ant) is the source of this 746-nucleotide messenger RNA. It is a transcript of the gene blp, whose product is annotated as mitochondrial import inner membrane translocase subunit Tim16. NCBI's taxonomy places the organism in Eukaryota, Metazoa, Arthropoda, Insecta, Hymenoptera, Formicidae. The record is from RefSeq and is a predicted model, not a curated record. Gene Ontology annotation, cellular component: TIM23 mitochondrial import inner membrane translocase complex. Gene Ontology annotation, biological process: protein import into mitochondrial matrix.
UCAAAUAUCUCAAUUCCCGGGCAGGCGCGAGUUACGAUUGUCGCGUGUAGCGGUUAGGUUCCCCCAUGGUAUGUACAUGAGGUGUAACCGCUAGCUAAUGCACGCACGAGAGGACAAGCUUGCGCGAACGCACGUUAGUUUGGAACGGUGUCAAUCGAUCACCUAGCCAGAAGCGAGAAUCAUCCUCAACGUGGCAGCCGGCUCGUACGAGUGCGAGUUGCCGCACGAGCGGAGGUUAUGGCGAAGUACCUGAUACAGAUCAUCGUGAUGGGCACGCAGGUCGUCGGCAAAGCGUUCGCACGUGCGUUGCGCCAGGAAAUCGCGGCGAGCCAGGAAGCUGCACGAAGGGCAGGUGGUGGAAGGCAGGGCGCGCAACACGCCGCUGCCAAUACCAGAAGCGGGCUCACGCUGGACGAGGCGCUUCGCAUCCUCAACGUCGAGCGUCCUGAUCAGAAGGAAUUGAUCGAACAAAACUACAAAUAUCUCAUGGAAGCUAACGACAGAUCGAAGGGCGGUUCGUUCUACCUACAGUCGAAGGUUGUCCGUGCCAAGGAACGCAUCGACGAUGAACUGAGGAACCAAAAGGCCACCGAGACACCACCGUCCUCGCAAACGAGCUCAACGAGUCAAGAAGCUUCCAGGCAGCCAUAGGAUUUAUCUCUAGUCUAUUCUAAUUCUAGAAGUCUGUACAUAACGAUGUAUAUGUGCAUCAUACUAAUAAAUAGCAAAAUUCGAUCAUCGAGAUC